AAGUUUAAAAGCGUGAUGUAUUCCAGCGGUUUGUUCUUGAUUAUCAGUUUGAUAUUGUUUCAUCUCGCAGACGGACAGAACGACAGCUGCCUAACGCCCAACGCACAGAAUGGCAUCUGCAUCGUGUACGUAAACUGUGACUUCAUACUGCAGCUGCUGAUCCGCAACGCUAAUCUGCGCGAUCCAGCGAUCGAGAACUAUGUGGCACAGUCAGUCUGUGGCUACAGCGAUGUAACACCGAUGGUUUGCUGUCCAACGUUCAGGUUCGCUCACCAAGACUCAAACACGACAUCCAGCUUCACCAAUCCACCAACCGUUACUACCGCACCCGGGUCCUUCUUUUUCGCGGCCGUUUCAUCCACUGGAGCAGGUUCUAGCACUGCCGGCCCAACGACCGUACCGCCCAGCAGCACCGGCUCGAACCGGCUCCCAACGAACGAUGCCGACCGUUGUGGCAUGUCGAACGGGACGCACACGCGUGUGGUCGGCGGUGUCGAUGCGCAGCUAAACGCUUGGCCAUGGAUGGCAGCACUCGGCUAUCGAUCGACAUCGUUCGAGCUUAACGCCGGACCACGGUUUCUGUGCGGUGGUACGCUGAUCACCACCCUGCACGUCCUGACCGUGGCGCACUGCAUCCAGACGGCGCUGUACUUUGUACGGCUCGGGGAGCACGACAUCACGUCCGACCAGGACGGUGCCAACCCGGUAGACAUCUACAUACAGCGCUGGGUGGUGCACGAGCGCUACGAUGAGAAAAAGAUCUACAACGAUAUUGCGCUGGUGCUGUUGCAGAAAUCCGUCACCAUUACGGAGGCAGUCCGGCCGAUCUGUUUGCCGCUGGAAGCGAAACAGCGCACCAAGGAUCUAACCUAUUACGCACCGUUCAUUGCCGGGUGGGGAGCGGUCGGGUACAACGGGCCGACCGCUGCCCGGCUGCAGGAGGCACAGGUGGUCGUGCUUCCGGUUGACCAGUGUGCGUUCAACUACAAGCUGUACUUUCCCGGGCAGAUCUUCGAUGACACGGUGCUGUGUGCUGGUUUCCCCCAAGGGGGCAAAGACUCCUGCCAAGGAGAUAGUGGCGGUCCGCUAAUGUUGCCCGAGCUCUCGUCCAACGGCCAGUACUACUACUACACCCUCAUCGGACUCAUCUCGUACGGAUACGAAUGUGCGCGGGCUGGGUUUCCGGGGGUGUACGUGAAAGUGACCGCGUAUCUUCCCUGGAUCGAGGCGAACCUCAACUUCUUUGAAUUUUGUUGCAAAGCAGUGUACCUAAUCCGUGUGAGCAUAAUGUGGAAGUUAAUGUUCCUUAUUCUUACCUGCCUGGUUAUAAGCCAAGUGCAACCGCAAGCCGGCCGAUCUUGCUAUACCCCGAACGGUCAGAUAGGCGUGUGUCAGGUGUUCCAGUACUGUGCCUCUCUGAUCCGGUUGUACCAGUACAACAGGAACCAGGAGACGGUAAACUUCCUGCUCGCCUCCCAGCGCAGCUGCGGCAAUCGCAACUUUAACGGCAGCCCAGUGCUCUGCUGCAGCGACGGCGUGCAGUACGAUCCCACUACAACCUCGUCUCCUUUUGUAGAGGUAACGACAGCUCCUCCGACCACGCUGGCACCGCUCCGUACGGCCGACUGCAUCGGGCCGGACAAUCGCGAAGGAUACUGCAUAAAUAUUCGAAGCUGCCCGGAUGUGUUGAAUGAGUUCGUCCAGCGCCAGCGCGACCCACAGUACGUGCAGUACAUCCGCCAGUCUAAUGCCGUGUGCAACUACAUCCAGCCAAACGUGUGCUGCCCGCUGCAGAAGUCAGCUCCGCCUGCACCACCGACCGCUCCACCUACUGCACCACCGACGGCUCCUCCGCCACCGCCGCCAGCACCUGUCACCCAAGCUCCCCCUGCACCGGCACCGUCCAACGGGCCGGCUGAGUUGCUAACGCCCGAAACGGGCUGCGGAUACAGCACGGUGCAGCACAACCGGGUGGUCGGCGGUGUUCCGGCCGAACUGAAUGGAUGGCCCUGGAUGGCGCUGGUCGGGUAUAAGAAUACGCUCGGCGAGGUUUCGUUCAAGUGUGGCGGUUCGCUCAUCACCAAGCGCCACGUACUGACGGCGGCUCACUGUAUUCGACGUGAUCUGUCGUCGGUUCGAUUGGGUGAGCACGAUACGUCCACCGAUGCGGAAACGAAACACAUCGACGUCCCCGUCGUUCGCUACGAAUCUCAUCCAUCGUAUGACAAAAAGGACGGACACACCGAUUUGGCCGUGCUGUACAUGGAGUUUGAGGUGCAGUUCAGUGAUGCGAUCAAGCCCAUCUGUCUGCCCUUGAGCGACACGAUCCGCAGCAAGAACUUCAUCGGCUACACCCCGUUCGUGGCGGGCUGGGGUCGCACCCAGGAGGGUGGCAAGUCGGCCAACGUGCUGCAGGAGCUGCAGAUUCCCAUCAUCGCGAACGACGAGUGCCGCACGCUGUACGACAAGAUCGGGAAGGUGUUUUCGCAGAAGCAGUUCGACAACGCGGUCAUGUGUGCCGGUGUGAUCGAGGGUGGAAAGGAUUCGUGCCAGGGCGACAGUGGUGGGCCGCUGAUGUUGCCGCAGCGGUUCGGUACCGAGUUCCACUACUACCAGGUCGGCAUCGUGUCGUACGGUAUCGGAUGCGCUCGUGCGGAAGUGCCCGGCGUUUAUACGCGCGUGGCCAGCUUCGUCGACUGGAUACAGCAGAAGGUUGCGGAACCGCUGUAAGGCCCUCUGCGCUGCGUGAAGAUACUCUAUGUUUGUGUUGUUUUCUCUUACGUUUGCAAUAAAUGGUAUUAUUAGUGUUGUGAGUACAAAUGAAAA
Messenger RNA from Anopheles merus, 2826 nucleotides. RefSeq lists its product as uncharacterized. The transcript is spliced from 10 exons. Gene Ontology annotation, molecular function: serine-type endopeptidase activity. NCBI's taxonomy places the organism in Eukaryota, Metazoa, Arthropoda, Insecta, Diptera, Culicidae. Bases 16 to 2730 code for a protein of 904 amino acids. The record is from RefSeq and is a predicted model, not a curated record. Gene Ontology annotation, biological process: proteolysis.